AGAGACGAUCUCUGCGCACGGCGCCGUGUUUAUAGUGAACACGGGCAGACUGCAGACUGGUCGAAGGAGACUGUGUAUGUACCUGUGCAUUAAUCUGCCUAACUACGCUACCUGUUCAGCUAUCUAUCGACGGAGGCCAUUAGGUCACCAAAGGACUUGACCUGACCUGGGGCAAUAAGGCCAAAUACUGAAUUGUUCGUUCAUUUGAAGGUGAAUUACAGCUACCACAACAACGCGGUGUGUGUGUGUAUGUGUAUGUGUGUGCGCAUGAUGAACGGCUGAGGAGGAGGAGGAGGAGGAGAAGAAGGAGGCUGCGGUCUGAAACCAGAUUUUAUCCUGGAUAUUUCGAAACCAACGUCGUGUCGUUCACACAAGGGGACCGUGUGUCAGUUUAAUAUGUCGCUGUAUGUCCUCGACCGUCUGUUUCCAUCCUAAUUUUAGAGGGGGGUCGACCCGUUUUCUGCCUCCCGAGGAUCCUCCAGCAGCGGGACGGUGAACGUUUCUCUCCAGAUAUGGAGAGUGAAGAUGCGGAUUACAGAGGAAUCCCCGCCGCUAGUUUAGCCGCAUUUGUUUCAUUACACACAUCAGCACGGCGUUUUUUUCGGCAGGAAUAAACAGUGAAACUAUGAAUACUUGUUGUCUGGCUAGAGGAACAAAUCGGUGAUUUUGGAGCACGGUCGGACUCCCAUUAGGAAACGUGAGAACGCUAUCCUGCUAGCCUGUAUGUAGUAGCUAUUAGCUCCAUUAGCCGGCUAACAGCUAAAAGGUGCUGGCUGGAGAUUAAAAAAGCUCUUUAAUAAUUCUGACAAGGUUUUGCCCACGUUUCCUCCCCUCAACAUAUUUAUUUACAGGAUUUGGGAGGAUUUACUCAUCCAGUAAUGAGGUCUCGAAUGGAAAGGAGCCGCUUGACCUUGUUUUGGGGUCUGAUGCUGGGUCUGUCGUCCUGCCUCCGGCCCGCCACCGCAGAGAUCUGUGGUCCCAGCAUCGACAUUGGCAACGACAUCGGUGAAUUCAGACGUCUAGAGAACUGCACUGUGGUGGAGGGCUACUUGCAGAUCCUCCUCAUCGGUGACAAAAACAACAACGUCAACCAGGAAGGGUUCCGCUCCCUCAGCUUCCCCAAGCUGACCAUGAUCACAGACUACCUGCUGCUAUUCAGGGUAUCCGGCCUGGACAGCCUGAGUGCGCUCUUUCCCAACCUCACAGUCAUACGUGGACGAAACCUUUUCUACAACUACGCCCUCGUGAUCUUUGAAAUGACCAGCCUGAAGGACAUUGGCCUGUACAACCUGAGGAACAUCACCCGCGGCGCCAUCCGCAUUGAGAAGAACCCUGAGCUCUGCUACCUGGACUCCAUAGACUGGUCCCUCAUCAUGGACGCGGAGUUCAACAAUUACAUCGCUGGCAACAAGCAGUCAAAGGAGUGCAGCGACGUUUGUCCAGGCAUCAUGGAGAACAGCCCUCAAUGCAGAAAGACCAUGUUCAACAACAACUACAACUACCGCUGCUGGAAUUCCAAUCACUGCCAGAAAGAGUGCCCAGAGAAGUGUGUACGGAGAGCAUGCACAGCAGACGGCGAGUGCUGCCACCCUCAGUGUCUAGGCAGCUGCACAGUCGCUGGUAGUGACACAGCAUGUGCGGCGUGUGUACAUUACUACUACCAAGGACGCUGCGUGGCCGACUGCCCUCAAGGCACCUAUAAGUUCGAGGGCUGGCGCUGCAUCAGCGCCGAGCUUUGCUCCAAAGUCCACCUCCCCGACUACGACAGCUUCAUCAUCCACGGUGGAGAGUGCAUGUCUGAAUGCCCAUCUGGGUACACGCGCACCGCACCCAACAGCAUGUUCUGUACCGCCUGUGAUGGCCUGUGUGAUAAAGUGUGUGAGGAGAAGGUCAUCGACUCCAUGGAUGCCGCUCAGUCUCUCAAAGGCUGCACUGUUAUCAAAGGCAACUUGCAUAUCAACAUCCGCAGAGGCCACAACAUGGUGGCAGAGCUGGAGAGUUUCACAGGUUUGAUCCAGAGGGUGACGGGCUAUGUGCGGAUCAGACAUUCCCACACUCUGAGCUCCCUGGCCUUCCUCCGCAGCCUCAGAUACAUCGAUGGAGAGGAGCUUCUGGACGACAUGUACGCCUUCUCAGCAUUUGACAACCAGCAGCUCCAGUAUCUUUGGGACUGGAAGCAGCAUAACCUCACCAUCAAGGCAGGAAAGCUGUUCUUCAGAGCCAACCCAAAGCUCUGCACGUCUGAGAUCCGCAAGAUGUGGGAGAAGACGGGCAUCCAGGGCCGCUUUGAUGAGAGCGAUUUCCGAAACAACGGCGACAGAGCCAGCUGUGUAAGCGCUAUCCUGAAGUUUAAGUCCAACAGCACGAGCAGUACAAGGAUCAAACUGACCUGGCAGCGCUACCGUCCCCCCGACUACAGAGACCUAAUCAGCUUUAUCGUCUAUUACAAGGAGGCGCCAUACCAGAACAUCACGGAGUUCGAGGGGCAGGAUGGCUGUGGCUCCAACAGCUGGAAUAUGGUGGAUGUGGAGCUGAGGCCAGACAAGGACUCAGACCCAGGAGUCCUGCUGUCCAGCCUAAAGCCCUGGACGCAGUACGCUGUAUUCGUUAAGGCGAUCAUCCUGAUGGUGGAUGAUAAACACAUGCCUAGUGCGAAAAGCAAGGUGGUCUACAUCCGCACCAGCCCUUCAGCGCCCUCCAUGCCCCAGGAUGUGAGAGCGUACUCUAACUCAUCUACGCAGCUGGUGGUGCGUUGGUCACCCCCUAUCUCCCCAAAUGGAAACCAGACUUACUACCUAGUCAGAUGGCAACAACAAGCUGAAGACAGAGAGCUCUAUCAGCACAACUACUGCUCUAAAGAGUUGAAGAUCCCCAUAAGGAUUGCUGCCAUAGGUGUGGGAGACCAGGAAGAGGACACCAAACCCACUAAGCCAGACCCUGACGGGGCAGACAAAGGCCCCUGUUGCCCCUGCCCCAAAUCAGUCGAGGACCUGGAGGCCGAAGCUGCUGACGCCUCUUACCGAAAAGUCUUUGAAAACUUCCUGCACAACUCUAUUUUUACACCAAGGCCAUCAGAUCGUCGCCGCAGAGAUCUCUUUGGGGUAGCCAACUCCACUCACUCGCGCCGCAACCGGCUGCACACCAACAGCAGCACUGUCCCGCCUCUCCAAGCUGCUGGUAACAGCAGCACUGCAGAUGUGGAGCCAGCAGACAGAGAGUUUGAGUUUGCGGAGCAAGCAGUGACGGAGCGGGAGCUGCAGAUCUCUGGCCUGCAACCUUUCACAGUUUACCGCAUCGACAUUCAUGCCUGCAAUCGACAGGUCCAACGCUGCAGUGCCGCAGAGUUCGUCUUCUCCAGAACCAAGCCUGCAGAAAAGGCUGACGACAUCCCCGGCCCAGUGACCUCUGAGGGCCAUGAGGACUGGAUGUUUCUGCGCUGGCCGGAGCCACAUCACCCCAACGGACUCAUCCUCAUGUAUGAGAUCAAGUUUAAACUGGCUUCUGAGACCGAGAAGCACGAAUGUGUGUCUGCUCAUUUGUAUCAGACUCAGCAAGGCGUUCGGCUGUCCAAUCUCAGUCCAGGAAACUACUCGGUCAGAGUCAGAGCCACAUCGCUGGCUGGCAAUGGCUCCUGGACACCCACUCUGGAUUUCUAUGUGGCUGAACGAUAUGAAAACGUCCUCUACGCUAUGAUCUUUGUUCCCAUUGCCAUCAUCAUAUUCAUCUGCGUUUUAGUCACGAUGCUGGUGGUCCUCAACAGGAAAAGCGACCGGCUUGGAAAUGGAGUCCUGUACGCCUCCGUCAAUCCAGAGUACUUCAGCGCUGCAGAAAUGUAUGUACCAGAUGAGUGGGAGGUGGCACGGGAGAAGAUCGCCCUGAGUCGUGAGCUCGGGCAGGGGUCCUUCGGCAUGGUGUAUGAGGGCUUGGCGAAGGGCGUGGUCAAAGAUGAAACGGAGACCCGGGUCGCAAUUAAGACCGUCAACGAGUCGGCCAGCAUGAGGGAGAGAAUAGAGUUUCUCAAUGAAGCCUCUGUCAUGAAGGAGUUCAACUGUCACCACGUGGUUCGUCUCCUGGGGGUGGUUUCUCAGGGCCAACCCACCCUGGUCAUCAUGGAGCUAAUGACUCGGGGAGACUUGAAGAGCUACUUACGCUCUCUCCGACCGAAAGAGCAGCAGUGGUCGAGCCUGUCGCUCCCUCCUCUGAAGAAGAUGCUUCAGAUGGCCGGUCAGAUCGCCGACGGCAUGGCUUACCUCAACGCCAAUAAGUUUGUCCACAGAGAUCUGGCAGCCAGGAACUGCAUGGUGGCUGAGGACUUCACUGUAAAGAUAGGAGACUUUGGCAUGACCAGAGACAUCUAUGAGACCGAUUACUACCGCAAAGGUGGUAAGGGUUUGCUCCCCGUCCGCUGGAUGUCACCCGAGUCUCUGAAGGACGGAGUCUUCACCACCACCUCUGAUGUCUGGUCGUUCGGGGUUGUAUUAUGGGAGAUUGCAACUCUGGCAGAACAGCCCUACCAAGGUCUGUCCAAUGAGCAGGUGCUCCGCUUCGUCAUGGAGGGAGGGCUGCUGGAGAAACCACAGAACUGUCCUGACAUGCUGUUCGAGCUGAUGCGAAUGUGUUGGCAGUAUAAUCCUAAAAUGCGUCCAGCCUUUGUGGAGAUCAUCAGCAGCAUAAAGGAUGAGCUGGAGCCAUCUUUCAGAGAGGCCAGUUUCUUCUACAGCGCCGAUAACAAGCCGCCCGAGGCUCCGCAGCUGCACCUGGACAAGAUGGACAACAUGGACGACAUUCCUCUGGAACCCCCCUCUUCCACACAGCCACAGCAAACCCCAGUCUCCCAACAGACCCCACCCUCCCCAAGCUCAGAGGCUCCACCCGCCCCGUCGCUAGCACCCAGCUCCCCCUCAUCUCCCUGUACAUCCACCGCUGCCACGGACAAGCAGCCCUCUGGCCAGCAGGCAGCCAACGGGCUGUCAGGGGCGGGCCUUGCAGCGGGGUCAGGGCUCGGAUCGGGCUCAGUGCGGCCAUCUCUGGACGAACUGCCGCCGUACGCACACAUGAACGGAGGACGCAAAAAUGAACGGGCCAUGCCUCUCCCGCAGUCCUCCGCCUGCUGAUUGGACAGACACCCACCAGACUGCACACCCUGCCACCUGCUGCUCCGCAGAACCUGAGGUCUCAGUGGGUGUGGCCUCCUUUUUUUUUUUUUUUUAUCUCAUACAGCAAAACCAUGUCCACCUGCUGGGUGUAGCUACUCAGUGAGGAGCAAAGACUCACAGGAAGACUGUCACUAAGUCCAUGUUCUGCUGUACCUCCACACACUUUCUUUCCAUAUUAUUCUAGUUUUGGUUUCUACCAGCUGGCUGUCAGAUGUGACACUGCCCUUGCUGCUGAGUGGGAAGACCAAAAAACGGUAAAAGAAAGAAAAAAAUUGUAAUUUUGGGGAGACCUCUCUCUUUAUGGCUGAACUUAUUUUAUAUAUUGUUGUUUGUUACUUUUUUAUAUGUAUUUCCAAAUGGGAAAACAAAAUGUGUAGGCCUUUAUAAAUGACCGGCGUUUUGGUCGCUUUUGGGCGGGCAUUAUGGUGAAACUGUUGCAUAAACUAAAUGCAUAUCUAAUGAAAAAGCACUUCAGAGAGGUCAGGGUCUCCAUCGGUCGUUCAGUAGUCUCAUUGCUCUGCAGGCUGGUUGUCAGCGUAAUGCUGGGUCAACAGCCGAUCCGCUGAAACAAAGAACCAGAGGGAGAAAGGUCAAAUCUGCCAAAUUAGUUGCCAAAAUUGUACUUUUUGUCAAAUUCUCACUUCUGUAGUCUUGCCCUUCUCCAAACACACCGGAUUGAAAAUGGAGGCAACAAAAAAAGCACUUUGAUCUGCUACCACACCGUUCUUAAAAUCUGUGAUCAAAGGGGAUAUUGACUUCCCUCUACAGUCCUACACUACUCUUCUAUUUUUGUUUGAUAUCCACCGCUACUGUACUCAACACAAAUUGAAGUCAUGGACCUUGGUUACAUCAGUUUAUCUGAAAUUGAGCCACAUCCUCUCACAAAGUGCUGUUCUGUUGUGGUUUAAAAGCCAAAUCCAGUCAAUGAAGAAGCAAAAAAAAUAAAUCCUUGAAGCAAGGACUGCGGAGGGAAGAGCGUAAAGUGGAAAAACCAAUAUGAACACUAUAUCUAUAUCGUCUCUUAAUUGGGGUUUGCUCUGAGUUCAGAGGCAUCCUUGUUGUUGUAUACAAACAGGUAUUUUUUUAGACUAGUCAUUAGUCUCCAACAUUUAAAACAUCUCUACGUGGGCAGAGCAUUUAUGUACGCAACCAGUUUUUGUGUCACUUUUUUAACUUUUAUACGGUUGGAGACAUUCAUCAUGUACAGAAAGAAGCUGCUAUUCCUUUAUUUCUCUUGUGGUUGUAAUAUAGUUAAUAUCUAUCUAUCUAUAUAUAUAUAUCUAUAUCUAUAUAUAGAUAUAGAUAUCUAUAUCUAUAUAGAUAUAUAUAGAUAUAUAUAAAAAGAGAUGAACUACGAACGUUUCCACUACAGUCCAUUUUUUAAUGCUUGUAAUUGUGUAAAGUGUAUCUGAGCUGGUUUCGUUUCUGUGUUCGCGUAAAGGUACGACAAUUUGCCUUGUGUUUUGAAACACCGGUAACUUCCCCUCCCAUCUGACUAGAGGACAGUGAUGGUACCCGUAACCAUCGAUGCUCUCGUGUUCUCUCGGGAUGCCUCAACCUCUGUCCUCUAGGGUAUAUACUCAUACUCAGAGUCAGGCUUCACUGCUGAGUCCCAACUAAAUCUCAGGUCAAAGAGAAAAAUUUAAUCCUUUUGUACUUUCCUUUUCUUUUUCUCUCUCUCUCUCUCUCUUUUUGUGCUGUUAUUACAUUGAGACAUCCAGUCUGGUGUGUGUGUGUGUCUGAUUCUAUGUCCCUCUGACUCUGCUAUUUCAUUUUCUGUGAUUGUUAGACAAGAGCAGUGUUUCUGAGACCAGAAGGGGGUUUGGAUGGAUGGAUUCUUGCACUUAUUGAAUGGAGCCCCAAUACUGGCAAAAUGUAGUAAAAGGUUAUCAGACAAGUCAGAAUAUAAGUGAGUACAUACAUAAAUAAUAUUUGGUCACAUUUAAUAAUUUGUCUACUCCCAAUUUCCCUGAUUUGUUAAUUUUAUUUUAGCCAGCUACCUAGCUGAAGCUGACUUUUAUCAUAAAAGCCCCCCACUUAGUGCACGUAAUGUUAAUCAUCCAUAUACUGUGCUGCAUACUUGGAUGGACUUAUUUCCACUCUGGACAAGAGACAUGCACUUAAAGACGAAGAAGCCAGUUAAGGUUGUUAGCAUAGCUUUAUGAUUAAAGUUAGCUGCAGCCAGGUAGCUUGCAGAAACCACUUGUGCUCUGUGUCUUUAGCUAUCAGUUCGAUUAGGUGACAGUGUGAGUUGUAAGAGCGAGAAUGAAAUUAGGAAAACUAUGGAGCUAUUGAAAAAGAAUAGAGGCGUGAAAUGAAUUACAUUUUAGUAUUGACAAGUUUUAUAUUUCUGUUUACUCUCCAUUUUAAUCAUUUAGACAACAGUUCUAUUUUUGACCUGUCUGAUAACCUUUUAUUAACUCGUGUCAGUUCCAGUUUUCCAUAUGUUUGUGCUGUGUAAUAACACUGGCUUCAAGGUACAAAGUAAAUGCAAAACGAUUUAUUUAAAUGUAGCAGCGAGCCUUCACAUCUCUAAAGGCAAGUGCAAAAAACCCCCUGUCUGUAGGAUAACUUCACUUCCUGCUAAUCAACCUCUCUCUUGAAUCUAGCGUGGUUUUCUGUAUGCUGCUGGAGCAAUCCACAUUAUUUAUCUUUUUACAACAUAUUAACGUGUUUGUAGACGAUUGCUGAAGUUAAAUUGCGUUGAGAAAGGAGUGGAAUUAUCUUACAGCACUGAGAGAUUUGUUUUAAUGCUUCGGAAAAAGUAACUGAGGAUGACGCUAAAAACAUUGAUGAGAAGAGCACAUUUAAAUGAUUAUAAUAUUAAAACUGAUGAACUAACUGAGCAUAAACAGACUGCUUUAGGUUCAUGGGAGAAACCAAUCGCACUAAAAUAUGAAGACGAUCAUGGAAUAGUGGAAUAAUUAAAGGCCCAUUCACCUCAGAAAGUUUUCAUUCCCAGCCCAGAUGUUCCUUGGUUACUUUUUUUUUUUUUUUUUUUUUGUGAAAUCACUGUACAAAUUCCCCACAGGUCUUUUUUCCUUCAGAUUUUUUUUGAUGUUCUUUUGCCCUUUUGGAGGAAGGUUUUGUUAUCCCUUCAACCAUCCAUCUACCUCACUCUUUUUUCAAUCUCUUUACAUGUACAGAAAAACAGAACAUCUCAUCUCUGUUGUCCGGCUGUAAUUAAACCUUACGGAGGGCUGUUUUAAUAUGGUCAAAUUCAAACCACAAACCAAACCAUCCUGGAGGGGGGAGGAGGAGGGGGCACAGAAACACGGUGAAUGAUGAAAACCAGGUUCAUGCUGGUAAAUGUUUCCCUCUGGUCUUGCAGGUAAUCAGCAAACCAUUCAGGCUCCUCAAACCUACAGCCUGAAGUCCGGCCUCAGUUUGUGCCUCUCCUGUACCGCCGUUACAUUCGAGUGACAUCGCUGUGCAUAUGGGGUUUUUGGUUUUUGUUUUCUGGGGCGGGGAAGGGGGGUCGUAAUUUAACAACGCAUACUGCUGUUCCGAAGGCAUUUCCAGAAUCCUCAAAGACUCUUUGAACAUCACUUUGAUGAACAUGAUGUUUAACCUGUUUACCCAAGUUGGGACUAUAUUACAUAGCUCCCUGCUUAUUUUGUACAACACAAGAAAAAAUAUGAACACAUUAUUCUGAAAAUAAUACAGUGUACUAGGUUUGAGCGAGUACUCUGCUGCAGUGCGCGUCAGGUACAGAUAAUGUACUUUUUUACAAGUAUUAUCAGAGUACAAUCUGUCAGUAUCCGUACUUGUAAAUAUAGCAACUUUUCUAUAUAAAAAAAGUCUUAAAAUAGUUUCUCUUGUGAUCAAAAAACGUUUUUCUGAAGGUCAAUUCUGAGGCUGUUCUCUAAAUAGUGUUCUAAUAAAUAUAGCAACUUCUGAUCAACCCAUAUGGAUUUCAGGCUUAAAUGAACAACUCCGGGGUAGUCCCACACACUUUUUAGUAGGUUGAGCGGAUACAGAUAAUGGCCAUCUCUACAGUGUAGCAUGUAGACUAAUGUAACUGAUAAUGAAACUUGUACACAUUGCACACAGACGUAUGGUGUUUCCGGCUGCCAUCUCUGUUUGGAUUAGGAGAUUCUUUUAGUUUUUUUUUUGUUUCGUGCUGCAGACAGAAUAUUUUUUAUCCAGAUGGUUAACCAGAGUCUUUGAGGAAUUUGUAAAUCCCUUCAGAGUGUUCAGUGUUGUUUCUGGGUUUUUCCAAAGAAAUAAAUCGCAUGCUUAGCUCUGUGAAUGUAAUGGUAAUACAUAAGAGGCACAAACGAGGCUGCCAGAAGGCAUCCGUUGGGGGAAAACAUACAAUCUUUUAAAUCCAUAUAUGGCUUGUUACAUUGUGCUUUUGGUCAUUAUUAAAAGGGCCAUACUGUCUUUAAGCAAGAAGUAAUUUACUGACUGAAAACUAUUGAUUUUCUGGUCUAGGCGUGUGUCUAAAGAUGCUGUUACAAUAUCUUCAAACACUUUGACCCAUUAGCAAUGGAACUGGAGGCAUGUAGAUACAGGACUGCAGUCUUUCACCACAUAAAGAUGGACAUUAUGGGACUUCUGUCAGUCGCCUCUGGCUGCUUUGUGGGGAUCCGUUUGUCUAGUCUGGGACAGUUUACACUGGUUAACUUUCAACACAACACCAUUUAUGACAUUCUGUCAAUCAUUUGUUGGAUAUAUAGUGAAAAUGAUAACGUGUGUGUAACUGUUAAUGACAUUUCCAUUCUCAGUCUUUGCUGAAACCUUCUGUUUCUCAUCAGUAAUUAAUGAAACCACACAGAGCAGAAGGAAGUCAGUCAACAUCUGGUUUGAUUGUUCAAAGACUGGUGACCUGAGAGCUGAUUUGUAUUGGUUGCUAUGGUAACACCUCUGGUAACCGAAGAGCUAGUUACUGAUGUUUUGUGUAUUACUUCCUCUUGAUUCUCCAGGGUUUCUUUUUUUUUUUUGCCAUUAUGGGACUUUGGCAUUGUACCUAGACCUUUUGCCACAGUGAUCAUAAUCCCAGUUAAAAGCAUCUUUACUCUUCUCUUUUCCUUCCCUACCUAAACUGGUUUGUAGUCUCAGGCUGGGAGUGAUUUUGGGUUCUGGUUACGAGCCUGAUGACAGCCGAGUGGUUAGUGUGGUGGCGGUUUUGUGCCAGUGUGUACUGAUAUAAGAUCAGGAUGGUCUUUCAGUGUUUGUGGUCUGAUUUUUGCCUCACUUUUACCACUGGAACACCUCACAGAGCGGACAUAAAAUCAAACAAAUUUCUUCUUUUUUUUUUUUUUUUUUCCUUUUGUCACAUUGAUGGCCAAUUUGUUAUCAAGAUUUUGAUGUGUGUAAAUUAUUCAUAGCCUUCCAACUCUUGCGUUUCUAUUGAAAUGAUCUGUUAGACUGAGGUUUCAUUUUGGUUUUCUUUUGUUCUGCUAAGAAUUUUUCCUGUUAUCAAUAUAUUCUGAGUACUGGGAAAAAUUACUGGCUGAAGGAAAAGAGAACGUCUGUUUCUCCGAUUCUUUUUUUCUACACAAGAUUUAAGAUGAAUAAAAAUGUAUGCAAACUGUU
Molecule: messenger RNA, 10697 nt
Organism: Dicentrarchus labrax (European seabass)
Lineage: Eukaryota; Metazoa; Chordata; Actinopteri; Moronidae
Gene: igf1rb
Product: insulin-like growth factor 1b receptor
Exons: 21
Coding region: 879-5114 (1411 amino acids)
Biological process (GO): positive regulation of MAPK cascade; multicellular organism development; glucose homeostasis
Cellular component (GO): membrane; insulin receptor complex; axon
Molecular function (GO): insulin receptor activity; ATP binding; phosphatidylinositol 3-kinase binding
Source: RefSeq, a predicted model, not a curated record